AAACAGCUGCCGUUGCAUUUUACGUCAUUGACUGGCAAUUUUUUUCCGACAAUUUUUUUUCAUGUCAUGGCUUACACUUUACACCAGGCUACGAUUAAACAACUACAUAAUUUAAUGUCGACUCACUGAACUUUUGAACUCGCGAGUCCGAUUAUUACCGAGUUCCUACCGAAGAUGACGUCACACGCUGGUUCCUACCCUUGCUGCGUACGAAGCAGGCGAGAGAGGGGAAGGACGGCAAAAGCAACAAGGAGGAAGAGCAAUGGCGACACUGGUUCGCCAAAUACCAAGUCCGGAUAGCUUCCUUUGCCAGGCUUGGUCUUCAUUCGUCAGUGCUGCUGAAUUGCGUCCUGUUGACGACUUGGAGAACUGCCACGGAGAGCUUUGUGGUGAAGUAGUGAAGCUCGGCGAAGAAGGGAUGCGCCACCGUUGUCUGUUUCCCACACUGCAGGACUUUCAUCUCGUCGUCUGCCAUGUCUGCAAUCAGGUGGUCACUCCUCAGGGCAUCCUCGCACACUACGGUAGUUGGGGUUUAGUUUCCCAGUGAAACAGAGAGCAGGAAUCCUGGACCACAACCCCCCUCCAUCCCCUCCCCACUUUGCUCCCACAAAGACAUGCAUAGCAAAAACCAGAGGCGCCACGGCUCUCCCGUGCCUUCCAGGAGCCCGCUGGUCCUCAUGAAGGCCAAGGCACCCGCAGCGGUCCCGGCCGUGGCAAGCGGUCCUGCGGACGCCCUGGCCUUUCGGAUCCCUAAAGAUUACCCUCACUCCCGCUUCAGCAAGGCGCCACUGGCUGUGUAUCCGCCAAAAGGGGCUCGAAACAAGACAUGUGUGUCCCUUCCAGUGGUCAGCUUGGAGAAGAUACCCUGCCUCAGCCGAAGCGACUCACAAGUCCGCCUCACCGCCUCUCCUUCCUCCUCGUCGUCCCCUCUCAAACAACCUCCGCUCACUUCCCCAGCCGCCCAUCGUUGCAGCGACAAAGCAGUGAACGGCCCGCGCUCCUCCGUAUCACCGUCCUCCCUGGAUGGGCGGCCCGGCCCGGCGCGCUCUCCUCUGAACAGGCGGCCAUCACCGUCGCCUUCCCCCUUGCCGCUGGACCGGAAACCCUCCCCUGCUCCUUCCCCAUCUCAGCGGCCGGCCUCGUUACUGUCAUCACCUAUGGAGAAGAACCAAAAUGGAGUCAAGGCUUCCUCACGGUCGCAUAAAAGACUCUCAGGGAGAGUAUUUGACCCCAACAAGCACUGUGGCGUCCAGGACCCCGAGACCAAACAGCUGUGCACGCGCUCUCUCACCUGCAAGACUCACUCCUUAACCCACCGCCGAGCCGUGCCGGGUCGAAGAAAACAUUUCGACAUCCUCCUCGCCGAGCACAGGGGCAGGACCAAGGAGAAGGAGGGUGCAAAGGAGAAAGACAAGGAAGGGAAGAACGGCUGCAGCCCGAACGCCGAGUCGCAAGAGGCUGCGUGUCCUCGCAAGCCUCACUGCCCCAAUGGACGACCCCUAUCCACUCUGAAACUAAGGCUGGCGAACGCACACAUCUCCAGGGUUCCAGGCACCUCCUCCGCCUCUACUCCUCAGACACCGGCACCCUUGCCCGCCCCUACCUCCAAUCCGGAGCCUUCGCCCCACCCUUGGACGUCCGCAGCAGGUGGAGAUGGCGCUCGGCUCUCCAGCGACGAAGCAGACGCGGAGACUCUGGAGGAUGCUGACAAACUGCCUGCCUUUUACUUCUCUAACGUCCACCCUCAGCCUUCAGGGUUCUGCAUAUUCAGCAGCAGGCUCAUGGGACGAGGCCACUAUGUGUUUGAUCGGCGAUGGGACAGGAUGAGGCUGGCGCUCCAGAACAUGGUGGAGAAACACCUCAACGCACAAAUGUGGAGAAAGGUUCCACUUGCAGCCGAGAGCCUCCACUGCCUCUCACCCUCUGGUGCCCCCUCUGGCACUUCACAGCAGGCUCACCCUCCCUCUACAACAUCUGACUCUUGUCCUCCUUUAACGUCCUCGUCUGGUUCCGUCUCCCGCAGUAUUUCUCAGUCCGCACCUGCAGGCUUUACUUUUAGAGAUGCUCACGUUUCCACGCUGGGAGUGUGCCGACACGGCACGCACAAGGCCAGUCGCCUAGCCAAAGAGAGAGAGGACUCUAUAGCGGGGACUGAUGUAAGAAAAAACUCUUCCUGCUCCUUCCCAACUGUGGAUACUCACAAGCGGAACGGAAGCAGCUAUCAUCCAACACUGCAAAAGUCAGGCGGGCCUGCGUCCACCCUGGCAAGGAAGAUGGGACAUGGUCCCGAGGGAAACGGACUGUGGAGCUACAGUGACCAUUGGUUAACAAAAACGGAGGGGUCCCACAGCCGUAACAGUCGCGAUCUCGCCAACAGCAGUAAAUCCUACCUGUCCGGCAGGGAGCCAUGUCCCGCCUCCAGCCGAGCUCCUUCCUCCUCUGGAGCACUGACGUAUGGGCGCAAAGCCGAGGGGAGGAAAAGGAGUAGACCCAGCUCGAACGACGGGAAGGCCGGGAACAAGCUGAGCCGGCUGGACGCGUUCUUUGGGAGUGGGAACGACGCCGAAUCCCAAAGACAGGCCAAGUUGCAUCACUGAUGCCAGUUUCGUAGAUUGUCAGAGCAGCUGUACGCCAUGCCUGCCGUAUGUGACCUUUGACCUCACCACUUUCCACCCAUCUACUGUACUGACUGCAUCAUCUGGGAAAUGUCCCCCAUUUAGUCUCCCAUUGAGCAAACUGGGCUCAGGAUUUUUUUUUUUUUUUUUGGCCAAAUCGUCUGGCCUGAUUGGAGGACGUUGGCGCCGCCCCGUCACUGUGCUCCUCAUAUCCUCAGACAGUGGAGUUCCAAUAGUCUGACAAGGAGUGCCGCUACAUUUUUACACCGGUCGCCUGAUUAGGAGUAAUUUGGUGGCAUUUUGAAGGGUUGAAGGACCUACUCACAUCAGCUUUUCUCCUUUUUGGUGACUUCUUCUUCGGUUGUGGCAAACCUUUUCUUGUUGGGUUCUAUCCAGUUCCCAUCCAUUUUUAGCAACCACACCAGCGGACUCUCUUUUUUUUUUUUUUGUCCAUUGUUGUCCAUCCAGCAUGGCUGUCUUUUAAAGUGCUCUUACUGGCGUCGUCUCCUCGCACUUCCUUUCCUCACAGCAGCUUCCAGCAGUGCCACACUCGGACCCGUUCUCAUUCAUGGCGGCCGCUCAAUGCAUUGUAUUUCAACAUAGGAGAACUUUACAGGACAUCCCAAAAGAGAAUUUUGACCUUUUUUUAUGGGUCCUUUUGGUUGGAAAAGGGAAUCAAUUUGUCAUUCUGAAGAAACAGUAUUGCUCAAAAUGUGUACAUAUCUGUUUAUUAUUACCUUUUUUGUAUUUAUUAAUUAAGCUCCCUGCUUGAUAUGAGCUGAAAACGGGGAGGACUUUUUUUUUCUUUUUUUUUUUUUUGGAGUCACCUCGCUCCAUGAUGACAUAGGCUUGGUUUCUCCCCUCAAAUAAUCACUUUUUUGUCUUCUGGUUCAUUCUAAAUCAGCGUGCCCUUGCUCUAAUUUACUGUACAACACAUUUCUGACAGGAAACAUCAUUUUUGUACAUUUACAAGCUUUAUUGAAUGCUUUUUUAAAAUUAUUUCACAGCAGCACUUCCUUUUCCUUUGCUCACCAUGUUGCUCAUUGGAAGCAGAAUUGGAUGAACCUUGUCUCAAGUCACAUGUCCAACAGGUGCUUAUCACUAUCGCGAUAUUUGUGAGCAUUGCUAUGAUUAUUUCAAACUUUAUCAGUAUUUUUGAAUUGUACUUGCAGGUUAACAUGGCAUGUCUUUUUUUUUUUUUUUUUGUAUUUUUGGCCUCACAUUCCUGUUAGCCUGUGAUCAAAUCAUGCAUGGCGGACGUUCCUCCAUUAAGGAACAUCCUUCAUGGUAACCCCGACAGGAGUUACUUUGUGAUGCAGCUAAAACAAACAAACAAAAAAAAAGUUCACUGGCGUUGAUUUCAGAGUGCAUUAUCUCUGCUUCCCUUUUUUGUGUUUGCACUUUGUUACAAAGCCCCAAAUUCUAUUUAUAUAUAUAUAUAUUUGAGAAAGGAAAAGUAUAUAUUUGUAUGUGUCUUUGGCAACUACUCAAAUUAGGAAGAGUUCAAAUAAUAAAUAGAAAUACCAGCGCACUGUUAUUCUCAUUGUUGCAGGAUGGGGUGAAAGUCGAAUGUCAACUCACUUUUUUUUAAUUUUUUUUUUUUAAUCUCACUGCCGUCAGAUCAGAAUCAUCUAAAUGCUUUUAUUAAAUAUUUGGAAAAAUCAUU
Messenger RNA from Doryrhamphus excisus (bluestripe pipefish), 4281 nucleotides. Lineage: Eukaryota; Metazoa; Chordata; Actinopteri; Syngnathiformes; Syngnathidae. The record is from RefSeq and is a predicted model, not a curated record.